Oppia nitens is the source of this 1727-nucleotide messenger RNA. Its product is annotated as lysosomal acid glucosylceramidase-like. Bases 57 to 1631 code for a protein of 524 amino acids. Gene Ontology annotation, biological process: glucosylceramide catabolic process. The transcript has 4 exons. The record is from RefSeq and is a predicted model, not a curated record. NCBI's taxonomy places the organism in Eukaryota, Metazoa, Arthropoda, Arachnida, Sarcoptiformes, Oppiidae. Gene Ontology annotation, molecular function: glucosylceramidase activity.
CAUAAUAAGACAUAUUAUAUUUUUUUAAAAAACGUUGCAAAAAAUAUACAAUAAUUAUGAUAGUAAAGUGCUCUUUGCUAACUAUCCCAUUAUUAUUAUUAUUAUUAGUUGUACAGUUAGACUGUACAUUAGUAUCUGGUUUAGAGCCGGACUGUAAAAAUCACAAAACAGGUUACGACAGUUUUGUUUGUGUCUGUACUGAGUCGGAGCCGUGCGCUAAAAUCGAGACACCAGUGCGUACGGCACCCGAUGUAGUGAACAAUUGGUUUUCGAGUCGUGACGGCGCCCGACUACGCAAACAGACACUCAAGUUUGGCGACAAAUUCAACAAUACUACUGGUAAUGCUGCCCAACUACAUGUCAAAGUAAACCGUGAUAUCAAGUUUCAGGAGAUAUUGGGUUUUGGCGGUGCCUUUACCGAUGCCACCGGUAUUAAUCUGAAAGCAUUGGGCGAUAAAUUAGGCGAUCAGGUACUACACGACUACUUUAGCAAAGAUGGUAUUGAGUAUAGUGUAAAUCGGGUGCCAAUCGGUGGCAGUGACUUUUCAGCGCGCGGUUAUGAAUACGAUAACAAUGUUGAGGACAAAACACUGGCCAAUUGGAAACUGGAACGGGAGGACUAUGACUAUAAAAUACCAUACAUUAAAAGGGCUAAAGAAUUGGCCACACAUGAGAUCCGUCUAUUUGGUAGUCCCUGGUCUGCACCCAAAUGGAUGAAAACCAACAAUGAUAUCGCACACGGAGGUACCAUCAAGGGUGAAGCGGGCACUGAGUACUGGCAGAUAUACGCUAAAUAUAUUAUAAAAUACCUGGAUGAGUACAAAAAUAAACAUAACAUAACACAUUGGGGUUUAACUGUCCUCAACGAGCCAUUGAUAACCACUGCCUACAACUCCAUGCAUAUUACUGCUGAACAGAUGCGCGACUUUAUGUCCAAAACAUUGGGUCCGGAGCUUCACCAAAGCGGUUGGGGUGUCGACAAACUCAAGGUCAUGACCUGGGAUUUCAAUAUGGACGGCAUUGAGGCCUAUACUAAGACAGUCUAUGCUGAUCCCAGUGCAGCCAAAUAUAUAGCCGGUACUGCAUUUCAUUGGUAUAAUACCCGAUCGCACGACCAGUUAGAUCAGCCAUUUAGAGAACAUUCGGAUAAAUUUUUAUUGGCUACCGAAGCCUGUGUAAUGUAUGGCGCAAAGUUAGGCUUAUGGAAACAGGCCGAGCUGUACGCUCAUGAUAUACUUGGAGUACUAUUACACCAUUCAAUUGGUUGGGUAGACUGGAAUAUGGCACUGGACACCCGGGGUGGUCCCAAUUGGGUCAAUAAUUUUGUGGAUGCACCUAUUCUGGUCGAUGCCGCCAAACACGAGUACUAUCGACAGCCGCACUUCUAUGCAUUGGCUCAGUUCAGUAAGUUUAUUAAACCGGGAUCUGUUAGAGUCGACACACAAGUGGUCAAACAGGAGGCCAACAGUGCACUCGUCGGUGCCUUUCGUACGCCAAACAACUCGACAGUUGUGACGGUUGUCAACAACGACGACACGGAUAUUGUGUUUACUUUGGAGGACUCGAAAGCCGGCAAACUUGUCAACACUAUUGCAAAAAAGUCAAUUCAAACCUAUGUUUAUUAUGAUUAGUAUUUUCAAUAAUGUUUUCAAUACCCAUACGUACAUCGAUUUGGUUAGUUAUGCUAAUUUGAUUGGCAUUAUUAUAGAGUUUAAUAAAAUAAAAUU